Molecule: messenger RNA, 2034 nt
Organism: Nestor notabilis (Kea)
Lineage: Eukaryota; Metazoa; Chordata; Aves; Psittaciformes; Psittacidae
Gene: POR
Product: P450 (cytochrome) oxidoreductase
Exons: 16
Coding region: 1-2034 (677 amino acids)
Biological process (GO): response to hormone
Cellular component (GO): cytosol
Molecular function (GO): FMN binding; flavin adenine dinucleotide binding; NADPH-hemoprotein reductase activity
Source: RefSeq, a predicted model, not a curated record
AUGGGGGAUGCCAGCACGGGACCUAACAUCUCCCCUCCUGACAGCACCGCGCAGCAGGACUCUCUCUUCAGCAUGACAGACGUGUUCCUCAUCUCCCUCAUCACCGGGCUGCUCACCUACUGGCUGUUCUUCCGCAAGAAAAAGGAGGAAGUCCCAGAGCUGCCCAAGAUACAGACAGUAGCAGCUCCAGUGAGAGACAGCAGCUUCGUUGAGAAGAUGAAGAAGACGGGGCGGAACAUAGUGGUUUUCUAUGGUUCCCAGACGGGUACAGCAGAGGAGUUUGCCAAUCGUCUCUCCAAAGAUGCUCAUCGCUACGGCCUCCGGGGCAUGGCAGCAGAUCCAGAGGAGUAUGACUUGUCGGACCUGAGUCGCCUCUCUGAGAUCGACAAGUCUUUAGCUGUGUUCUGCAUGGCCACGUAUGGGGAGGGGGACCCCACAGACAAUGCCCAGGACUUCUACGACUGGCUGCAGGAGGCUGAUGCUGACUUGUCCGGUCUCCGGUUUGCAGUCUUUGGGCUGGGGAACAAGACUUAUGAGCACUUCAAUGCGAUGGGGAAGUAUGUGGAUAAGAGACUGGAAGAGCUUGGAGCCCAACGUAUCUUCGAACUUGGGCUGGGAGAUGAUGAUGGCAACCUGGAAGAAGACUUCAUCACCUGGAGAGAGCAGUUCUGGCCAGCGGUGUGCGAGCACUUUGGCGUGGAGGCUACGGGAGAAGAGUCCAGCAUCCGGCAGUAUGAGCUGGUGGUGCACACUGAUGUGAACAUGAACAAGGUCUACACUGGGGAGAUGGGUCGUCUCAAGAGCUAUGAAAACCAGAAGCCGCCGUUUGAUGCCAAGAACCCCUUCCUGGCCCAGGUGACGGAGAACCGCAAGCUGAACGAGGGUGGAGAGCGGCACCUCAUGCACCUGGAGCUGGACAUCUCCAAUUCCAAAAUCAGGUAUGAAUCCGGGGACCAUGUGGCUGUGUACCCAGCCAACGACUCCUCUCUGGUGAAUCAGAUUGGUGAGAUCCUGGGCACGAAUCUGGACACGAUCAUGUCCCUGAACAAUUUGGAUGAGGAAUCCAAUAAGAAGCAUCCCUUCCCCUGCCCCACGUCCUACCGCACAGCCCUCACGUACUACCUGGACAUCACCAACCCGCCCCGCACCAACGUGCUCUAUGAGCUGGCCCAGUACGCCUCGGACCCCAGCGAGCAGGAGCGCCUCCGCAAGAUGGCAUCAUCUGCUCCCGAGGGCAAGGCUCUCUACCUCAGCUGGGUGGUGGAAGCCCGGAGGAACAUCCUGGCCAUCCUGCAGGACAUGCCCUCGCUGUGCCCCCCCAUUGACCACUUGUGUGAGCUCCUGCCCCGCCUGCAAGCCCGCUACUACUCCAUCGCCUCCUCCUCCAAGGUCCACCCCAACUCCAUCCACAUCUGUGCCGUGACGGUGGAGUACGAGACCAAGACGGGACGUGUGAACAAAGGGGUGGCCACGAGCUGGCUCAGGGGCAAGGUGCCCGCCGAGGACGGGAGCAGCUCCCUGGUGCCCAUGUACGUGAGGAAGUCACAGUUCCGCCUCCCCUUCAAACCCAGCACACCCAUCAUCAUGAUCGGGCCAGGCACUGGCAUCGCCCCCUUCAUGGGCUUCAUUCAGGAGCGGGCCUGGCUCAAGCAGCAAGGCAAGGAGGUGGGUGAGCCGGUGCUGUACUAUUGCUGCCGCCGCGAGCGCGAGGACUACCUGUACCGCGAGGAGCUGGCCCGCUUCCAGCGGGAUGGAGUGCUCAGCCAGCUCCACGUCGCCUUCUCCAGGGACCAGGCUGAGAAGGUUUAUGUUCAGCACUUACUGAAGAAGAACAAGGAGAACAUCUGGAAGCUGAUUCAUGAGGGGAACGCUCAUAUCUACGUGUGUGGCGAUGCUCGCAACAUGGCCCGGGACGUGCAGAACACCUUCUACGAGAUCGUGGCUGAGUUUGGGAACAUGAGCCAGCCCCAGGCCAUGGACUAUGUAAAGAAACUGAUGACAAAGGGCCGGUAUUCCUUGGAUGUGUGGAGCUAA